AUGGUAUACCAACAGCACCAUGCAUGGUAUGUGUUCCCCGUAUGGGGUCACAUCACCAGUGCCAACGCUCUCAUUAUCAAGAUGCUUGAGGAAAACCCGGCUCUAGUUGUUACUUAUGUAACACAUAGCCUCGUUGACACCCGUAGAUUCCCCGAGUUCCCCAAAGAUCGAUUCCGUCUCUUGACCUUCGGUGACCCUGACAUCUCCAAAAAUGUGGGGAAGAACACCAUUGCCGAGGGCAUUGCUCAACUAUCCAAAUGCUGGAUAGAGACCCUGCAAGAAGCCUGUGAUGGUACACAAGCCUGGCCAAAGCCCACGGCCCUCAUGCUGGACCAGAAUGGAUCACUCCAUACUCUACCACAGGUUAGAAACCUUGUCGGACCUGAUUGCAAGGUAUAUAUGUACUGGGCAGGUAGUGCCGCACGUCUGUACUCGUUCCUUGCGCCGUCAGGUAAAGGUGGAUUUAGCGACUGGGAAAACAUUGUCGAUAAGUAUGUCUCCGAUGAGACAUUGCGAAAAGGUAGAGAGCGCAGUGAGAUCAUCGACAAGGUGUGCAUAGCGAAGAAUGGGUUUGAUGAGUUUAACGGUACGGUUAUCUCAAUUCCUGGAAUUCAGGAUAUGUACGACUAUGAGCGUGAAUUCGGCGAGGUUCCGCUGCAAGCAGGCGUAUCAUCGAUGCUCAGAGAGACUGUUAGUCUGGCAAAAGCAACUGAUGGCGUGGUGUGUGCCUCUUCCAUGGCUUUAGAGGGCGAGACCAUUGCUGCCUGCCAGACUUACACGAACGUACAUUCCGUCGGUGUCCAGGUUGCACCCAGGGGUUGGUCUAAGAACGAGUUGGUGGUGAAGGACGAGAGUCUGCGUGCUUUUCUCGACAGUCACGGAAAGGGAGAAGUUGUUCUGAUCUCAUUCGGGUCUCUCGUAUUUCCUACAAACAAAGCAAAUUUCCAGGCCUUGGUCUCAGCUCUAAUCGAGUCCAAGGACCCCUUCGUACUGGUUCUCGGGGGGAUGUUUGCAGGAAAAGCGAUUGAUCCAUCAGAAAUCAGCCGAAUUGACGACAGCGGUGUUGGCCAUGUAUGCAACAGAUGGGUGGACCAACAGGCACUUCUUCAACAUCCCUCGAUUGGGUGGUUAUUUGCACAUGGGGGAUUCAACUCAACAGUGGAAAGCCUCGUUCAGGGUAUCCCGCUCAUUGGCUGGCCUCUUGCUCCGGGAGACAACGCCAUCAACACGGCGGUUGUUUCCACGAGAAAGAACCCGGUCGCGUUUGAAGUGAUGCAGAUCCGUACUGGCAGUGCUAAAGGCAAACCCAGAAGAGGAGGAUCCGACAUUGUUGGAACGCCCGAAAUCGUUGAACAAGAAUUCAGAGAUAUCCUUACGAAGAUGAGGGGUAAGGAAGGAAGUGACAGGAGGGCAAAUGCUCAGGCUCUUGCUGAGGAACUGAAGAUUGAGAAGGAUACUGUAGCCAAGGAGAUCGUCUCCAAACUAGCUAUGACCUGA
Messenger RNA from Colletotrichum gloeosporioides, 1497 nucleotides. RefSeq names its product UDP-glycosyltransferase 73C6. The record is from RefSeq and is a predicted model, not a curated record. The coding region runs from base 1 to 1497 and encodes 498 amino acids. Gene Ontology annotation, molecular function: UDP-glycosyltransferase activity. Lineage: Eukaryota; Fungi; Ascomycota; Sordariomycetes; Glomerellales; Glomerellaceae. The transcript has 7 exons.